Coniosporium apollinis CBS 100218 is the source of this 1899-nucleotide messenger RNA. RefSeq lists its product as uncharacterized. The record is from RefSeq and is a predicted model, not a curated record. NCBI's taxonomy places the organism in Eukaryota, Fungi, Ascomycota, Dothideomycetes. The transcript has 2 exons. The coding region runs from base 1 to 1899 and encodes 632 amino acids.
AUGAACUUAGGAGACGCAGCUUCCAGCCAGCACGGCGUGAACGAUAGUGCCGGCGAGCCAGAGACUCUACCAAGUGCCGCUUCCACCGCUCCUGUCGCUGCUCACCACGGCGGCGAUAGCAGUCAGAUCACGGCUGCUGGCUCCGGUCCAAGUGUUCAAGCAGGCCCUGAAGCCUCUGUCCAGGUCCAGCCGAAUCUGAACGGAAACGACCCCCGAUGGCGCCUCAGGCAAGCCGUACAUGGAGUCUUUCUUCGCGUCGAUGGAGCCAACUACAUCGAUCCCCCUACCAUUCCUGCCCCCGGACAGUCGCGUCUGUCCGUUGAGUUCCAUCGCAGUUUCUUCGAUGGACACAGAGCCGCUACGAGCCAGCGGCUUCUUGCCACUCCUCUCACUGUCGAUGGGUUGGAAUGGCAGGUGAUUCCACAGGGUGAUAAUGGCGUGCAGUUCAGGCACUGCCAGAGCUGCCGUGAUCAGGAUCUUGAUUGCUCUCAUGGCCGUCCUUGCAUCCCUUGCGACACAUCAGGGAGGUUCUGUAGCAUCAUCAAUCUCUUCUUCGACGCUCCUACAACUCACUUCUUCUACGCCAAUCGAUGGAUGGCAAGGGCCAGCGCUUCUCCGGUCCCCCUCUAUGUGCUGCUGGACGACGUCUUUGGUGUCCAACUGCAAGAGAACGGGGUGCCCGCCGUCGACUGGGAGUUGAUGCCGGCCUCGCAUCAGUCGAUAGGAUCUGUCGCCUUCCAUGAGUCGUUCGAUCAUAUAUUCCCACUCGGCGACCGAUUCAGGGCCAGCAAUGGGGUACAGUGGGCCGUCAUCAACCGCCGGGAGCGAGGAGUCCAGUUCCGGUACUGCAGCUCGAGGGAUCCCGCGAACAUGACACUCGACGAAGCCGCUCCUUGUGCACGCUGCUCAAUCAACAGAAGCUAUUGCACUGUGGUGGAGGUUAUGUUCGACGGUGAAUCGGAUUCUCUGUUCGCCGAGCUUGUAGGACAUCAGCUCCUAUCGACGCCGCAUGCCAAUCCAUAUUGGCCUUACCAAGGACCCACUGAAGAUCAACGACCGCAAGCAGCCCAAUCCCAGAUGCCAGCGCCUGCUGCUCAGAGCUCAAUAUCGGGCCAAGCCACGGUUGUUGCUACUGCUCCGCCAACACCACAACAGCCUCACCAGCCUCAGACCACCACCGCGGUAAACCCCCCGACGGCGGCAGUAGGACAGCUAGCCGCAGCGGCCGGAGGGCGGCAACCACCUCCACCGGGACCUCCCCAAGCUCCUCGACAGGUCCGCGUCCGAUUUAUCACCGUACAAGGAGCGCCAUCAGUCACCUGCAACCCCGUCGCCUGCUUCCUCACAGCCAUGGAGAUCCUGAUUUACUUCCCGGAGUGGCUGCUGUUCGACGAAUGCCUCAUAAGGCUCAUAAACGGUGGAUGGCAGGCCACGGAAAUGGCCCGAGCCAUUGGAUGGGGUCGAGGCUGGGACGCCCGUCAGUGCCGCAGGUACCGCAGCACUAUCGCUCAUCGAAUCCCGAAGGCUGGCGCGAGGGUGUACCAGGUGAACAACUUCGUGCUGAACCAGCACAUCCUCACUCCACGGGCUACUGACUUCGAUCCGACAACCUGGACGGUGGCGUUCGACGGGGUCGAGAAUAACAUGACGGACUACCGGUUGACAGACGUUCUCACUGGGGUUCAGAAUCACCCCACUGGCGCCGACGCUGGAGAGUUGUCUCGUUGCUUGGCGCACCAACAAGCAAACCCCGGUCAGGUCCUGUGGUUGUCUGACAUUCCGCAGCUCUUGCAGGCUAAUCCAACGUGGCGGACGAAUCAAGCGGCUCUGGGAGCGAAUCCUGACAAUGCCGCUUUGGGACGGUGGUUGGUCAACCCGGGCCGCAGUACCGUCACUUAA